AUGGAUGAACUUGAAUGGCCGCUUACGUGGUUCUGUUUAGGUCAGUCAGCAACCUUGGAGAGCAUACGAACGUCGCUCUCAGCAAAGUUCCCUUCGAUGCAGACGCCUUCGCAGGACAUGGUGUACGACACGCUAGCGCAGCUGAUGCAGGAGAGGAAAAUUUACCAGACUUCGCGGGGAUUUUUCAUUGUUACACCUGAACGUCGCAGAUCCCGAUCACGGUCAUCUUCCCGUCAUCACAACGGAAUCGAAGACGAGUGCCCUUCCCCGCGCACCAUCCUGAUGUCUGACCAGGAGGCUCUACAUCAGCUGUACGGAGAAAUCACCACAGUGAGAGACGGUGCCGUCACGCAUCAGUGUGUGCAGACUAAUUUGGCUGACGUCAUUUGCGGAGGCAACCCAAACGACAAAAUUCUGUACGGUCGUCCAAACAAACGCCGAAGCGCUUCAUUCCCGGCACCACGUUCGCUGGACCGAAGACACUCCCUUCGGAUCUUCGGCUCCAGCAGCAAGUAUCUGCAACGGUGUGCGUCCACCCGCAGCUUGCAUCACAAGCACGCAAAUACGACUGAUUCGUCUUCGUCCACCGAUUACCCACCGAGUGUUGAAUCUGCAUCGCCUAAAAAAGUGUCCCUGCUCUCCCGCUUAUUCAGACGAAGCGGCCGCAGCAAACAGACGCGCGCGAUGAGCACCUUUUCUGCGCAGUUUCCGCCUACCGAGUGGUUUAACUCCAAAGCGGUGCAUCUACACUGUGUCGCUACGCAGACCAACUCCAAGGAGUCAUUGCAGAGUCAAACAUCAUACAUGUCAUCGUACUACGAUGGUUCAGAAAUCAGUAAUCGGUCAUCGACAUUGCCGCGACGCCACAAGCGACACCUCUCCACCGAGUCUGGCCUCGCUGGUUCCGUCCACUACGAUCAUUCACCCAUCAGGCAGUCCAGCCCUAGUUCAGGCAGUCUACCACGAUCAACACUCAGCAGGAGUUCUACUAACAAGACCAUUUUGGACCAUUUUGGAUCACCCCAACGCGGUAGCGACCCCAAGCUAAGAGACAGCCCCAGCGGAAGUUUAAGGAGAGACUACUCUCACUCAGACCAUGUUAUGUCCACCAGCGGUCCCUCCAGUUUAGAAAGCACAAGCACGCACCGCACUCCCAGAAAGGACAACAAAAACAUGUCUGAUCAAAAUUCUCCAAUGAAAAGGACUUACCAUACCAGCGGCAGUAGUGGUCACUCCAGUCUAGAAUCGCACAUAUCGGACCGUACAUUAAAGCCUUCUCCUAGUCAUAGCAACACACACGCCGGACCAGGUUUGAGUAGAGCUCAAUCACUCGUUAAAGUUCAGAGUUUACAAAGUUCCCCAAAAAGUUUGCACAAGUACAGAUCUAAACCACCAAUAAUUGGAGGAGAAACUCCAAAAAACGGCAAAAAUACCUCUCCGAAGUCGUUUCCAAAAAACUGCCCAAGUACGCCCAAAAAAACCGCAACCCCUUUGCAUAACAAAACAUUAGGCUCGAAAAUAGAAAAUCCGUCCGCUACAAUGAUGGCCAGUUCAAAUUCAAAUAAUUCGAUUACACUAAAAGUUACCACGAACACUAUAUCACAAAACGGUGGUGGUACAAACACCAAAGUCUUUGUACAAAAUUCCCCUGUAAGAUCAGUCAUCACUUUCGAAAACGGUAAAGUCACCGAAACUAGCAACGGAAGCAACAUAUACAUCAUCAACGAUGAUAGGCAAGUUGUAUCGGUUCAAAAUGGGGUCUCUAAUCAAACGCCAAAAAAUCCCACGGAAACUUCCUUCGACGUUUGCGUCGAGAAAAAUAAACAAAUGUACCAAGAACCGGAACCUGUAAAAGUACAAGAAAACAAAUUCAACAAGAAUUCUAUAAACGACACGGGUAUGAAUAACAAUCGUAAGCUAUCCUUGCAAAUAGGCGGCGCGGCUAAUAAUAACAGCUUUAUUUAUAAGAAUCAAUUGAAUAACACAAACGAAGUAUCGUCCAACCCGGCUUCUCCGGCCAUUCAUAACAAUAUACAUAACUUGGAAACGACCACAAAUAGCAACCCGUCUACACCAACGAAAAGUUAUGACAACAUAAUAGGUUCACUGGGAAGUUUAAGGUAUCAAAAGAAUGCUUUGUCUUCCGCAAACAGCGGCCUACAGACCAACAUAAAUUCAAACAGUGAACUAAAAAGUGUCGACCUCUUGAAGAAAGCAGCAGCCUUGCAAAUGUUAAAUGGACUUCCGAAUGUAAAUAACAGGAUGAGUUCCGAGUCUCUUGCAAACUUGUUAACAAAGGGCAUUGAACAGAAGCCUGUAUUGGGAUCUGAGCCCAAUCUGGCAUUAAAGAACCAGGAACAAAUAAAGGACAUAAAUACGUCGACAGAAAAAGUCAACAGCGUGGAAAACAAACAGAAGAGGUACAGCCUGAGCCAAGAGAGCAAGAAAGAGAACCAGGAUUUUUACAAUUUUCCGAGCUUGAGCGAUUUGAGUUUUAAUUUUACUAGUUUAGCCGCGCAGAAAAUUCUGAAAGGGGUCAGUAUCAACAGUGUGGACACUCUGGUGGAGUUGAACAUGGCUGCAAACAAUACGGAGAAACAAAAUAACCGGGAAGUCGCUGCCGUGUGCACUGACUUUGGUCUUGUAUAGUAUCUAACACUGUUAAUCUUGUUAAAAUGUACAAUAGUAGAAUUAACACAGUUUUAAGGUAGUUAGUUGUGUAACUUAUUGGUAACUUCAUAACAUGCUUUAGAUACGCACUACGUUUAGUUCGGACCUUGUACUCGUUUAAGAUUUUGUACUCCCAAUUUAUCAUAUCUUUUAAUACCUUUGUAUACUUCUAAUGAAUUCGUUUGUCUUACUAACUUAUCACCGAAAAUAUCUUAGAAACUAAUGCAGUAUUCAUAUGCCAUCUUCGAAUUAUUCAGUAAAUUCUUAGUUUGUAGCUCAAUUUGAUAAUUAAAGGGACAAUAAAAAAAACUUAUACGAUACAUACCAUCAUGUGGCCUAACAUUUUUUAAACUAGUACCUAAAUUACGUAAUGCCUAUUUUGUAGCCGACUGUAAUCUUCCAAUUAUUAGCACAUAUCUUUUUAACUUCUUUAGACGUUGUAUUGCUCCCUGCACUUAUAUUUAGUGCCAUCGCAUUUCCAACGAAAAGUUGAGUACAAACUAGAAUACAUCCCCAACAUGUUCCAUCCAAAAUGGGAAUUUAUAGGAAUGAUUCAUAAAAUAAAUGUCAUGUUUAAGUGCCAUAAAAACCAUAGUAUAAAGCAUGUAGCGGGCGAAACCAGGCAAUGGUAAUCGGUAUUGAAUAUUUGGUCUGCAACAUUGAGAAGAAUUACGUUGUUUCUGUAAAAUUACAUUGUUAACACAUGGCAGAUUGUGAAUUGUUUAACAUAAUCAUAAUUAUUACUACAUCAGACAAACUUUUCUUAGAAGGGGAGAUCGAAAAAAAGAGAGGCAAAGGAAGACUAAGAUGAAAUUAUUUAGAUCAGUUAAGAGAAAAAUUGAUGUUCAAUCGCAUCCGGAACUUAAAGUGUCUCUGUGGCCGAACGGUUACCAUCCUGGACUGCCACGCAGAG
Messenger RNA from Hyposmocoma kahamanoa, 3583 nucleotides. It is a transcript of the gene knockout, whose product is annotated as probable serine/threonine-protein kinase DDB_G0282963. Gene Ontology annotation, cellular component: nucleus; cytoplasm. Lineage: Eukaryota; Metazoa; Arthropoda; Insecta; Lepidoptera; Cosmopterigidae. Gene Ontology annotation, molecular function: DNA-binding transcription activator activity, RNA polymerase II-specific; RNA polymerase II transcription regulatory region sequence-specific DNA binding. The record is from RefSeq and is a predicted model, not a curated record. The transcript has 6 exons. Gene Ontology annotation, biological process: positive regulation of transcription by RNA polymerase II. The coding region runs from base 1 to 2649 and encodes 882 amino acids.